UUUUUCUCUUCCAUGGAGAACCAAAAGCACACCGAACGCUCAUCAAGUUCUGGGAGAAGAAGCUUAAAGAGAAAGCUAGAGGAAGAUCUCGAAGACGAUCGAAAAGUUUCUUCUUCUUCUUCUUCUUCUUCGCAAUCUUCGGAAGAUGCUCAUCAAGAUCUGGCGCGUGAAGUCCGUACACAAGUUGAGAUUCUAGAAUCUUCCUUUUCUUCAUCUGAAUCAGAUCGAGCCUCUUCGAAACGCGCUAUACACGUUCUCUCUGAAUUUGCCAAAAACGAGGAAAUUGUGAACGUAAUUGUAGAUUGUGGUGCUGUUCCGGCUUUAGUGCAGCAUCUACAGGCGCCACCUCAUGGAAGUGAAGGUGAUGGUACUCAUAUGCCAUAUGAACAUGAGGUUGAGAAAGGAAGUGCUUUUACGCUUGGCCUUCUUGCUAUUAAAGUACGAUUCAGUUGAUUUUUUUGGGAUAUUUGUUAGUUUUCUCUGCGUAUUAUCAGUGGGCGAGAUGUCAUAAAAUAAAACUAGUUACUUUCAGCAGAUGAUUGUAUGGAUUGCUCCCUCCGUUUCAAUUUGACUAUCAUGUUUUGACUUGAAAUGGAGUUUAGUAAAGUAAA
Molecule: messenger RNA, 611 nt
Organism: Capsicum annuum
Lineage: Eukaryota; Viridiplantae; Streptophyta; Magnoliopsida; Solanales; Solanaceae
Product: ARM REPEAT PROTEIN INTERACTING WITH ABF2-like
Exons: 2
Coding region: 13-453 (146 amino acids)
Source: RefSeq, a predicted model, not a curated record